Molecule: messenger RNA, 5673 nt
Organism: Plasmodium berghei ANKA
Lineage: Eukaryota; Apicomplexa; Aconoidasida; Haemosporida; Plasmodiidae
Product: conserved Plasmodium protein, unknown function
Exons: 1
Coding region: 1-5673 (1890 amino acids)
Source: RefSeq, a predicted model, not a curated record
AUGCCAAAUCUUUUUAUGAAAAAAAAACAAAUAAAUUUUAUGGACAUAAAUUUAAAGAAAAGUUUAUACAAAUAUAAUGAAAUAAAUGGAAAUAAAAACGUUGACAAAAAUGAUAACCAAAAAUAUUUUGUUUUUAUGAGAAAAAUCCAAAUACAAAAGAAAAUUAGACUGAUUGGAAAUUUAAAAUAUAAUGAAAAUAUUCAAAUAUUUCGAACAAAUUUAAAAAAAAAAAAACAUUUUUAUUAUUGUAAUUUUUUAAAAUCAGAUAUAAUAACAUUACUAAAAAUUGAUAUAGAAAAUUUAAAAAAAAAAAAAAAGUCAUAUUUUUUUAUAACAAAUAGAAAAAAUUCAUUUAAAAAAAUUCUACAAAAUUAUAUACAAGAUUCUAAUAAUACUUUGUUUGAUUUAAUAAAAAAUAAAUAUAUUCCAAAUUUAAGUUUAUAUAAUUUAUUUAUUAUAUUAAAAUUAGGUUUUUAUUUUAAAAAUAUUGAAAAUUUUAAGAUACAUGUAUUGGAAGCAUUUGUAAAUAAACUCGAACAAAUAAAAGAAAGAAAUAAUCAUCAAAAUAUUAAAAAAAUAAAAGAAAAUAAUAAAUUAAUAUUAACAUAUCAGCAUAUAAAAGAUUAUAAAUUUUUUAUGGAACAUAACAAUGCUGAUAAUACUCUUUACAUUUUUGACUUAAUACAUUUUAUAAACAACAUAACUAAUCAUAAUAUAUUUCUGGAUUCUAUUUUAAAUAAAAUAAAAGAUAAACAUUAUAAAGUUAAUGACUAUACUUAUGAUUCCUUCUUAACAAACUCUCAAAACUUUCAAAAUGAUCAACAUAUCGAAUUGUCUAAUUUGGAGAAAAAGCAUCGCAACGAAAAAGACGAAAGGGAAAGUGAGCAUAAUAGUAAAAGUUUUAAUUUAAAUCCUAAAAAGUUGAAGCUUACAAAAUUAAAAUUAAAAAAAAAAAAUGAUUGCAUAAAUAGAAAAGAUGAAAUACAUCUUAAUGAAAUAAAAUAUUUUUUUUACAACAAAAAGGUAAAUACUUUGGGUGUGUAUAAAGAAAUAUAUGAAAAAUCAGAUCAAUAUAAAAAUUUGAAGUUUUAUGAUCACCUAAACAAAAUAAAAGAAAGUGAAAAAAAUGGACAAAACGAAAAAAAUGAAAAAAAUGCGACACCUCCUAAGUGCCUUAUAACAGAAUUGAGAAAAAGUUAUUUUAAAUGUAAGUAUAUAAGAAAUAAUUACAAAACAGAAAAAACAAACGUGAAAGUUAAUGAAUUUGUAAAUAUUUCCAAUAAAUAUUUAUUAAAAGAAAGUAUUUUAAACAAACUUUUAUUAAUAUGUAUAAAUAAUUAUGAUGAAAAAAUUUAUAAAUAUAUGAAAUAUAUAUAUUUUUCAAAUUUUUAUUUUUAUAACCCAUUAUUAAUUUUUCAGUAUUUUCAAUUUAUUCCAAUAAGUGAAAAUAAAUAUUAUGAAAAAUAUUUAAAAAUAUUUCUAAACUUUUUAAAUAAUAUUAUUAUUAAUUUUCAUUUUUAUUUAAUUCCAUUUUUUACAAAUUUAAAUUAUUCACAUCUUUUUUUUGAAUUUUUUAAAAAGCAAUUACAAAUAAAUUGGAAAAAAACAAAUGUGAAAAUAUACAGAAUAUUAACCACUGAUCUAUCUAUAAAAUUCAUUUUUUCAAACUAUCGAAAUGAUGACAAAAACAGCGAAAUCGAACAAAAUUGUGAACAUAAUUAUGAAAUAAACUUGGCAUAUGCUUUGGCAAUUUUCUACAAAAUAUACAAAGACGAUGUUGUUUUACAAAAAUGGAAAAAAAUUUAUGAAAAUAAUUUUUAUUUUUAUAAAACUGAAUAUGAAAGAAAAAAAAACAUUGAAUCUAUAGGAUGUGAAAGUAACAUGGAUAUUUUUAAAAACUUUUUAAAUUAUAAAACAAUAUUUAAUAAUUACCAAACUGAGUUAAAUUCCAUUUUUUUAGAAAAUAAUUUAUUUCAAUAUUUUAAGAAAAAAGAAGAAGAUAUCGAAAAAAUGCCAAAUCUUAAACCUCAAAUAAAUAAAAAUAGACAAACUUUAAAUGAAGCAAAAGACAAUAAUAUUUUUCAAAAAAAAAAAAUCGAUUUUUAUUUAACUACUUUUCAAAAAAUGCAAAAUGAAAAAUUAGAACAAUUUCAAUGUUCUUUACAACAUACUUAUGAAAUAGAAAAUUCUAAAAACAAAAUAAACAUAAUUUUAAAUGAUGAUCAAUUAAAAUAUAAUAAUAUAUCUUUAAAAAAAAAAGAUUUUUUAACAAUUUUUUUAUAUAUGAAUAAAAAUCAUUUUGGAGAAUGUAGUAAUUAUUUAGCUAAAUUUAUUUAUUUUUUUUUAAAUGAAUAUUCUGAAAAAGAUAUAAUAAAUAUUUUUGUUAGUUACAUGAAAAAUACUAGUGGAAUAAAUCAGGAUAUAUUUCAAUAUGAUUUACUAUUAAUUAACAAAAUCUUAAACAUAUUUAUUUAUAAAAAAAAAAAUAUAUCUUUAAAUAAUAAUAUAAUCAUUUCAAAUAUAUUAGCAAAAUAUCAAUUAUAUAAUAAUAAUUUUUUUUUGUUGGAUAAAUCGAGUUUUAUAACUGACAUUAAAGACACUAGUAUACAUUCAUUAGUUGCUCUUAUAUAUUCAAUUGGUAAAUUAAAAAUAAGAAAAAUGCACACACAUUUUUAUAAGUUAAUUAUAAAAGAAAUUGUCAAAAAAAUUGAUAAAAUAAAUGAAUAUGGAUUAUCUUGUUUAUUAUAUGGAUUAAAUAAUUUAAUAGACAAAAAAAAAAAAGAAAGGGAAAUAACUAUGCCUAUAUUAAGUAAGGAAAAAUUACAAUAUUCUAAAAAAAAAAAUUUAAUUCAAAAAAAAAAUACUUUAUUUGAAAUUGAAAAUAAUGUUAAUUAUAAUUUGAAUGAUUUAGUAUCUUUAGAAGAAAUAGCAAAGGCUGAAAAUGAAUUAAUAAAAGUUAUAGUCAAUAAAUUAAUUGUUUUUAAAAAUAUUAAUAUAAAUUCUUUUUGUAUAUCAAUAUCAUGUUUAUCAAAACUUAAUAUAUUUCCAAUUGAACUAUAUAAUGAAUUAAAAGAUAUUACUCAUAAAUAUAUACACACUGUUAAUGUUACUUCUUUACAACAUUUAUUAUAUGCUUUAUCAAAAUAUUAUUUAAAAACAAAAAAACAGACAAACAUUUGUGACGAUUUAAUCUACGAUAUAUAUAACUAUUUAUUUAUUUAUAAAUAUAAAGAAAUAUCUUUUAAAUGUGCAUGCAAAUUUUUGCACAUUUUAAAUUUGUUAAAUUUGAGAAAUGAAAAUUAUAUACUAUUACUCCUUUUCGUGAUAUCUAACAAUCAAAAGUUAUUAGAAAACGAAUAUGAAAAUGGAUAUGAAAAUAAAAAUGGACAAAAUAUUUCAACUCGUUUUAUGGGAACAAACAUAAACAAAGAUAGAUUUACCAAAACUAUGAUACAUCAAAAUAACAAUGAUAAUAAAAAAAGUUAUUUACCUUUUGACGAUUCUACAAAAAAAUACCCUAAUUCUAUUUUUAAGAAAUUAGAAAAAUUAAAAGAAGAUAGCUAUUUUAAAAGUUCCUAUAAUUCAUACAUGUUUUUUGAUAUAAAAGAUUAUAAAUUUGAUAUAAAUAAUAUUAUUAAUAUUUUCAAAAACAUAGAUAAUAGUUAUAUAAUAAAUAUAAUAGAAUGUUUAUAUGCCUUAUCUUAUUAUUCUUAUUUUUCUAUUCAUAUAUUUAUAAUUAUUAAAAAUAUUUUAAUUAAGCAAAUACAUGAUAUGAAAGUUUCAAAUAUUAUAACAUUGUUUUUUUCGUAUUUAGAUUUACAUUUUUUUGAUUAUUCUUUAUACAAUAUAGAAUCUAAUUUUUAUAUAAAUGAUGAAAAUAAUUCAAAAAAUUAUUGUAAUUCAAAAGAAAUAAUUGGCUCCUUUCCAUUAUUUAAAGAUGCAGUAAAGUCUGAUGAAAGUAAAAAUCUCAAAAUGGAAAAAGAAAACGUAAAUAAUAAUAUUCAAAACCCCCAAAAUGACGAUUUUUUUUUACGAAAUAAAUUAAAUAGUGUGUACAAAAAUAUGACAAAUAAUUUCAAAAUAUUAACUGAUGAAGAAAAAAAAAAACAUGUUGAAGAAUUAAAACUCAUUAUGGGAAAAUUAAAACAAAAUAAAAAAUAUUUUGUUGAAAAAAUUUAUCAAAAUAAUGAUAUAAUUAGUCCAGAAUAUAUUAUAUCCAUGUUAUAUGAUUAUACCAAUCCAAGUAAUGAAUUUUAUAACAAAACGAGUUUUUUAUCUAUUCCUAAAUUAAGCAAUAAUCAACAAGACGUUUCAAAUAGUGUAAUAAAUGAGAAGAAAAAAAAAGAGCUAUCUAAAAAGAAUUUUGAAAUUAAUAAAAAAUUUGAACAAAAUACAACUGAUUAUAACUUUGGAUAUGGAAAUAAUACAGAAGAAAAUCAAAAUAACUUUCUAAAAAAAAAAUAUACAAAUUUAAAUGAAAAUCCUAUUUUAUCUUCUACAAAAAAGAUAUACAAUUUUGAGGAAAUAAAAAAGAUUGUUGAUAAUUUUGGCUCGGAACCCCCCCAAAAAAUAAACUUAAAAAAUAAAAGCUUAAGUGAAAAAUUAGAAAAAAAACAAUAUUAUGAAAAUUUAUUAUUUUUAAAAUAUAGAGAAUAUUAUAAAGAAGAUUUAGUUAAUUUAUGUUUAGAAACUUUGUUAAAGAAUACAAAUUAUAUUUUAAAUAAUUAUAAACAAUAUAAAAAUUGUAGUGUAUUUUUUUUAUCACUUUUUUAUAAUAUAUUCUUCCCAUACACCAACAAUGAUAUAUUUAUAUUUUUUAAAUCAAUACAAAAAAAUUAUAAUAUAUAUAAUAAAACAAAAAAUUAUAAUAAUACCCAUAAUUUUGACAAUAUAUUAAAAAACAUUGAGUUGUCUGAUUUUAAUGAUGAUACUAUAAAAAAUGUUAUUGGAUCUAAAAAUUUAUCACAUGCUUUUAUUAAUACCUCAAAAAAUACCCCACAACUCAUUAUACCAUAUUUAAAUAUUUUGCAACAUGAUAAUAACUUUUUAAAUAAAGCUAUUUUAAAUAAAAAAACAGAAAUUGAAAAUACACAAAUAUAUCAAGUAAAUAAUAACCAGGAUACUAGUACUGAAAAGGAGGCCAACCAAACUAGUCCCAAUAGUGAUGUUAUAAGUGAAUAUGAAUAUUUUAUAAAUACAUAUAAUUCAGCUUACGCUAUGAAAAAAAUAAAUAUUGAAAGCAUCGUUCCUCUCAAUCUUCUUUACAAAUUUUUUCAGUUAUUUAAUUUUAACAUAAACAACAUUCAGUUGAUUCAUCUCUUAAACGAAACAAAUAAGGAAAAUGAUUUUACUGAAAAAUCUGAGGAAAAUGACAACAAUGAAAAUUUAAAGUUAAAAAAAAAAAAUGGCAUUUUACCUUACCAAUUCAGAAAUAUACAUUGCCCAUUAAUUCAAAUAAAAAAUAAAACCUUAAUUAUUCAUAAAAAUUCGAAAAAAGUUUUUUCGAAAAAUUUAAAUAUUAUAGACCAUUACUUUAAACCUUAUCAAGGUUUGGUUAUACAACAUUUGGACAGUCACAUGAAUACCCUAAUUAAUAUUUAUAUUGAUAUUUAUGUAGUUGCAUAUAAAGUAGAUAUUUUAAUUGAAAGGAAAAGUAAGCACCAUUACACAUGA